Messenger RNA from Hydra vulgaris (swiftwater hydra), 1125 nucleotides. RefSeq lists its product as uncharacterized. Gene Ontology annotation, molecular function: DNA binding. Lineage: Eukaryota; Metazoa; Cnidaria; Hydrozoa; Anthoathecata; Hydridae. Gene Ontology annotation, biological process: regulation of transcription by RNA polymerase II. The record is from RefSeq and is a predicted model, not a curated record. Gene Ontology annotation, cellular component: nucleus.
AUGUCAAUAGUGCAAGCUGCUUCUCUUCAUAAAAUGCCCAGAAAGACUUGUAUUUGGGAUUUCUUUGAAAUGACUGACACUACUCAUGCAAAGUGUAAUGCGUGCAAAAAGGAACUUGCUGCUAAAGCCGGUGCUACUUCAGGUCUUAUUAAUCAUCUAAAAGGGCAGCACUGCCAUGUUUUUUUGGGAUAUAAGAAACUCAAUUAUGCUCAACAGAUUGGAAAAAAGUCUCGCGUUAUUGAUGAUGAAGACUCUUCAGAAACCAAUUUCAUCAGUACACCCAAACGAGCUCGUCUUGUUGCCUCUCCUGAAUCAUACUCUCAAUUUUUAACAUCAUCUGCAAGCAACAAAGGGAAGGAAAACCCUGUUUCAUCAAAAUCACUUUCUCAAGACAGAAUUCCUAAGCUAUAUAAAUUCAUCAGUGAUCAUGUGAACAAAAUUAUUGACAGUGAGAAGAUUGACCUUGACGGUUGUGCCUAUAUUACUGAUAUCUGGACUUCGUGUAAUGACCUUGCUUUCCAAUUGCUCACUCUACAUUUUACUACAAAAUGUUUUCAACUUAAACAACUUCUUGUUAAACUUGAUUCAUUUCCGGAUGCACAUAAUGCCGAAAAUAUCGUAAAAAAGUUAGAUUACUUAAUAAAACGCUUGUGUUUGGAGAAUAAAAUAAAUACAUGGGGGACGACUGAUGGAGGAUCAAAUAUUAUGAAAGCUAUGCGCAUUAGCAAUGUUAUCAACAAUAAUCUUUGGUGUGCUGAUUAUCAGAUACAUUUAAUUGUCACACAAGCUCUAGCUAGUGUUCCUGAGUGGUUAGAAGUUGCACUAAAGCUAAAUAAAUUAGUUGGGUACUUCAGUCAUUCUUCUAAGGCUACGAGUAUUUUAAGGAAAAUUGCUAUUGAGCAUAAGCAAUCACGAACUAAACUUAUCCAGAAAGUACCAACUCGUUGGAAUUCUGACUUGAGACAGUUAAAAUCCAUUAUGGAUCUAAAAGGGUGCUUGUCUUUUAUGGCAGAAACGUCAACUAAAAUUGAAGAUUUGUUGCCCACUGUUGUAGAAGCUAAUAUUAUUAAAGGUAUUAUUGAAUGUCUUGAUCCUAUUGAUAAAAUUUCAAGUUUUAAGCUCUGA